Messenger RNA from Nematolebias whitei (Rio pearlfish), 1424 nucleotides. RefSeq names its product RIC3 acetylcholine receptor chaperone a (gene ric3a). The transcript has 6 exons. Gene Ontology annotation, biological process: synaptic transmission, cholinergic; protein localization to cell surface. Bases 1 to 1407 code for a protein of 468 amino acids. Gene Ontology annotation, cellular component: intracellular membrane-bounded organelle; neuronal cell body; neuron projection. Lineage: Eukaryota; Metazoa; Chordata; Actinopteri; Cyprinodontiformes; Rivulidae. The record is from RefSeq and is a predicted model, not a curated record.
AUGACUAUUACAGCCUGCCAGAAGGUUACGCUGAUAUCGUGCUCUGUUCUCUGCGUUUCUCUCUUCCUGCCCAGGAUGCUGUGGCCCCGAGGGAAGACGGAGGAAGGCCAGCCUGAGGUUGGGCCCGGCUUCUCCCCUUCAGUAACCAAUCGGAUCUCAGCACCAGCUGACCCGGAGCAGUGGGAUGUGGAUCUGUCUCCUUCCCUCACUCACACAGUCGAGGUCAUGGUGAAAGUGAAAAGCAUGGAACGAGGCAGAAAAUACAACCUCGUGGCUAAAGUGAUCCCCGUCUAUGGCUUUGGGAUCUUGCUUUACAUCCUUUAUAUUAUCCAUAAGCUGUCAUUUAAGGAGAAGAUGAAUAAAUCAGGAAUCUACUCUGUGGUCAAAAUGACCAACGUGCCGAAUACGACCAGUUCUGAUAAUGAGCUCGCCAGGCUUCAUCAGAGACUCGUGCGGGCAGAGAUGAUGAUGGAGAGGAUCAUCUCCGAGAAAGGCCCCUGCUCUUCCAGAAGGAGGAAGACUAAAAGCUCGACAUCAAAGAAGGAAGAGAAACUCCUGAGGCAGCUCCGACAGAUCUCGCUGCUGAUGCAGGAGGGCCGGUUGGAGGGAGCCUCCCCGGAGAUGGAGGCUGAGGAGGUCCCUUAUGGUGCAGACUGGGAAGGCUACCCAGCGGAGACGUACCCACAAUAUGAGCCCAGUUACAGACACGGGUUUGAGAAGUUUAGACUGGAGGAACCCCCCAGUCAGCCCACUGCUGAGGCGCUAGCAGAGAGGAUGGAACAGGAAGAGGAAGAGAUCAUGGCAAGGAAGCUGUCCAUAGUGCAGGAGGAAGACGAGGAGGAAGAGGACAGAGAGGAAAAAGAUUUAAAUGAGGAGGAAGAGGAACUGGAUGAAGGAGAAGAAGAAAUGGAGGGUGUAGAGGAAGGCAUCAAAGAGGAGGAGGAGGAGGAGGAAGAGGAGGAGGAGGAAGAGGAGAAAAAGCAGUUGCUCAGUCCUGCUCCGUCUGCAGUUGAGAGCAAACAGAAGAGAGUUGGUUUAGAGGUGAGCAGAGAGCUGCAGCAGCGCACUGCAGAGAAGAAGCAAAUCAGCUUCAGUGACCACAAACGUGUCUUCCACUACCCCAAAGAGGAAACAUUUGAGGAGGAAGAGGAGAGGGAAGGCGAGGCAGAAGAUGAUGAUGAAGGGACACAGGUGGAGGAAGACGCUGAUGACGAUGAUGAUCCACUGACAGAGGCAGAGAGCCUGCAGUUCAGCUGUGAAGGUUCCUCAAACCCAGAGGAAGAUGCAGAGGAGGAGACAGAAGAGUAUUUGCUAACGCUAGCUCCAGAGGAGGAAGAAGGUCGUCUCCAAGAAGACAAAACUGAUGGACAGAGCGGGCUGAGGAUGCGAAGCAGGAGAGGAACAUAAAGAACGUUUCUGUGUUU